AUGUCCGAGAAGAAAAUCAAGUCAAAGGAUUUGACUUACGAUUCUUCUCUGCCACCAUUCCUACAAAGACUGCACGACCGCAAUGCCGGCCGAGGAGAUGCAGACCGCCACGAGAGGCCGCUAGCACGACCCAAGAAGGCCAAAGAUCCUCAUGAGGAUGACGGACCAACUGUCGUCGACGAGACUGGCGAGACUUUGAGCAAGGAGGAGGUAGCCAAGUUGACGGAUAUGGCGACACCGAUCGAUGGCAGUGCCAACGUCAAAGGGGACACAGAUCUGGAUGCGGCACCUGAGGCCUCGGGCGCCGUACCUCCUCCCGAGCCCGAUACGCAAAAAGGCUCCAAGUCGGCAACUUCUAAUGUCACUGAUGGCACGGCACAGAAGAAGCGCAAAGCUGUCAAGGUCGUCGGGGACGAUGAUGCCGCAGAUCCAGCUAAAGAGCUCGGCUCUUCGAGAGCAAGCAAAAAGGUGAAGAAGAAAGCCAAAGUCAAACUGGCAUUCCACGACGAGGGCUGA
This is a messenger RNA of Lecanosticta acicola, 516 nucleotides long. The record is from the annotation of a GenBank genome assembly. Lineage: Eukaryota; Fungi; Ascomycota; Dothideomycetes; Mycosphaerellales; Mycosphaerellaceae.